GCUGGGGCGGGGACAUCGGGACUGCGGCGGCGCGGACAGCAGCGAGCAGCGGGGACCACAGCGGCCCAGGGUCGGUCUGGGGUUCUAGCAGCCGGCCCCGCGCGCCCAGCCGGCUUCGGAGAAGAUGCCAGAACAGAGCAAUGACUACCGCGUGGUCGUGUUUGGCGCAGGCGGCGUGGGCAAGAGCUCGCUGGUGCUCCGCUUCGUCAAGGGGACGUUUCGCGACACCUACAUCCCCACCAUCGAGGACACGUACCGGCAGGUGAUCAGCUGUGACAAGAGCGUAUGCACCCUGCAGAUCACGGACACAACCGGCAGCCACCAGUUCCCGGCCAUGCAGCGGCUGUCCAUCUCCAAGGGUCACGCCUUCAUCCUGGUGUUCUCGGUGACCAGCAAGCAGUCGCUGGACGAGCUGAGCCCCAUCUACAAGCUGAUCGUGCAGAUCAAGGGCAGCGUGGAGGACAUCCCCAUCAUGCUGGUGGGGAACAAGUGCGACGAGACGCAGCGGGAGGUGCACACCCGCGAGGCGCAGGCCGUGGCGCAGGAGUGGAAGUGCGCCUUCAUGGAGACCUCGGCCAAGAUGAACUACAACGUGAAGGAGCUGUUCCAGGAGCUGCUGACGCUCGAGACGCGCCGCAGCGUCAGCCUCAGCGUGGACGGCAAGCGCUCCAGCAAGCAGAAGCGGGCCGACCGCAUCAAGGGCAAGUGUGCGCUCAUGUGAGCCCGCCACAGCCGGCGGCGUGCGCCUGCGGGGCUCCUGCUCCCCUCCCUCCUCUCCCCUCCUAAUGCACCCUCCUCCUCCUCCUCUUGCUCCUCCUCCU
This is a messenger RNA of Peromyscus leucopus (white-footed mouse), 821 nucleotides long. It is a transcript of the gene Diras1, whose product is annotated as DIRAS family GTPase 1. Gene Ontology annotation, molecular function: GDP binding; GTPase activity; GTP binding. The transcript is spliced from 2 exons. The record is from RefSeq and is a predicted model, not a curated record. Gene Ontology annotation, biological process: signal transduction. The coding region runs from base 125 to 721 and encodes 198 amino acids. Lineage: Eukaryota; Metazoa; Chordata; Mammalia; Rodentia; Cricetidae. Gene Ontology annotation, cellular component: plasma membrane.